This is a messenger RNA of Onychostoma macrolepis, 2249 nucleotides long. RefSeq lists its product as uncharacterized. Gene Ontology annotation, molecular function: nucleic acid binding. The record is from RefSeq and is a predicted model, not a curated record. The coding region runs from base 1 to 1806 and encodes 601 amino acids. Gene Ontology annotation, biological process: DNA integration. Lineage: Eukaryota; Metazoa; Chordata; Actinopteri; Cypriniformes; Cyprinidae. The transcript has 3 exons.
AUGGAUCUGUACACCAAGUUUGUCAAUCUCUAUCCAUUAAAAGAUCAGACAGCUGACUCAGUGGCAGGUUGCAUCUUUGACCACUACAUUCCACAGCAUGGUGUCCCUGAGGCCCUACACUCGGAUCAGGGCAGACAAUUUGAAUCUGACCUCAUAAAGCACCUUUGUAACUUGUUGUCAAUCAAGAAGCUCCGUACGUCCCCUUAUCAUGCUCAGUGUGAUGGAGCUGUUGAGCACUUUAAUCGCAAUCUAAAAGAUGAACUUUCCAAACAUCUUUUUGACUCUGGUACGGAGUGGGAUGAGCACCUCCCGCAGGUUGCAUUGGCUUAUAACACCACUACGCACACUAGCACAGGACUGACACCAUUCUUUCUGGCUCAUGGCCGGGAAGCCCGCGUUCCCUUAGACACACUACUUCAGGACAAUAAUGCUUCCAGUUCAGCAACAGCGGGCACACCAGCAGCAUAUGCUAACACAUUGCGCAAGAGACUGGCCUGUGCUUAUCGUUCUGCAACUGCUUUUCGAGACAAGGCUCAAGACCAACAACGCCUGAACUAUGAUCGUCAUUUGAAAUACACUCCGUAUAACAGUGGUGACUUGGUUUUAGUGGAUGAUCCUGCCCACCGCCACAACAAACUGUAUCCACGUUGGGUGGGCCCAUAUGAGGUUUUGCAACCAAUAUGCCCCUUUGGUAGUUCCACCCCUGUUAAUUUUGAAGUUCGGGAUGUAUCUAGACCUCAUGCGAAAGCAAAGGUCAUUCAUUACAAUCGCAUGAAACCGUACAUCACUGACCCGAGGAACACCCAUACCCUUACCUCCCCUUCCUCCCCUGUCCAGCCGAACACUCUGAACACUUUGUCUGGACUCCUCCCACCCCACAUUACACCUGUGCCACCGGGACUCCCCACACCUCAGGUUCCGUUAGGACCACCACCGUUGCCUCAGUUACAUCCUCACCCCCAAUUGCAACCACCUGGAAUCCUACAAUCUUCCAGCCCUAUGGAAAAUGUGCAGGGCCCGGACUCUGGACUGUUGCUUCCAACAUUGGGCGCACCUGAAGCUGGACUGUCUACAGGUGUUUCUGAAUCACCUGAUACUCCAGUACCCUGCCAUGUACCCUGCCCUCUUCAUACAGGCUGUCAUGAUGUCAUCUCAGAAGGCCCCUCAGGACAGACAUGGACAGGAAGACAGGACGGGGACCUCCAGAGCGGAACAGACAGAACGAGCCAAGGCAGAGCUGGAAGCUCUGGAGGCCACGGCAGGUGGUCUUCGUGGCCGUGGCCCCCUCCCUCGGCCCGGCCACUACAGCCGGAACCUUUCUACCCCCCCCAAAAAAAAUUCCAUGGGGCAGCUAGGGGGUAUCAGGAGCACUCCGGGGCCAAACAGACAGGACAGGACAGCCCACCAGGGCUCAACACACAGAACAAGACAGCCCACAGGAACAGGAAGCCCUCCUGGGCUAGCUUGGAAGCUGAGGCUUCUUCUGGGCAUGACAAGGAGUCAGGGGCCCUCACAGGAUUUCAAAAAAUUUCCACGCCCCGGCUCUUAAUGCUUUGUGUUUCCUUCUUAAGCAUCAGAAAAUGUUUUCAUCUUUUUGUAAUAGCUGUGUAUGAGUCCCUCAGUUGUCCUCAGUGUGAAAAGAUGGAUCUCAAAAUCAUACAGUCACUGCUGGAAAGAGCUCACAUAUGCAGAAGAUGCUGGAAAACAAAGACUGUGCAGGAGCUUGAGGAUUUUUCUGAAGAACAGCAGGCAGUUGAACUGCUCAAGACAAAAAAGGGACUGAUGAACAACUAUCACAAAACAUAAAAACAGAUGUGGAUCACUCAGGAAACAACACAGUAUUAAGAUUCAAGGGUAUGUAAACUUUUGAACAGGGUCAUUUUUAUAAAUUCAGUUGUCAUUUUGUCUUGAGUAUAAACUUCUGUUAUGUGAAAUAGUUUAUUCAGGACAGUACUAAAUACAAAAUAACAUGCAAUUUUCAUGAUCCCUCGUAUUUUGUUAAAAUUCUGAACAUUUUGCAUAUUUUGCAAGUGGUAUGUAAACUUAUGAGCACCAUUGUAUAUGUGUAUAAACACACACACACACACACUAAAUAUAUAAUUACUAUAAAUUGUGUUCUUCUUACUGUUUCCAUUAUUUGGACACAUUUUGAUGCUUUACUGUGGAAAUUGUCAUGGCAAUAAAGCCAAUUUGAACUGAAUUGAAUUAACUGAGCUCCAAUCUUCACCACCCUUGCGUGACCAUAUUUA